This is a messenger RNA of Rosa chinensis, 591 nucleotides long. RefSeq names its product STS14 protein. Lineage: Eukaryota; Viridiplantae; Streptophyta; Magnoliopsida; Rosales; Rosaceae. The record is from RefSeq and is a predicted model, not a curated record. The coding region runs from base 1 to 591 and encodes 196 amino acids. The transcript has a single exon.
AUGGCUCGGGCCUUGGUUGUAGUACUAGCCGUGACUGUAGCCAUAUGUCUCACUCAGUGUCACGGCUACGGCCUACCCGUUAGACCUCAUUAUAUAAACUUUUACGGAUCAGGACCAAGGCUCAUCCCCAGAACAAAUUUAUCCCUGGAUUUCCUGGAAAGUCAGAACAAAGCAAGAGCCGCAGUUGGGGUUGCCCCUCUUAAAUGGAGCCCUUCCCUGGAAAAGGCCGCACACGACGUAGCAUGGUCCAUGAUCUAUAAUGAAAAGGGUUGCCAUUCUUAUUUGGACCCGAUGAGCCUCAAUCGAACGUUUGACAUUGGCGGCUACAACCAGCACUGGGAUCGUUAUGGAACACUGCCACCGGGCGAGGUUGUGGACAAGUGGUUGCUGAUGAAGAAGUACUACAACUACGCCAAUAACUCGUGUAGUGUGCGCAACAAUAGGUGCGGUUGGUAUACGCAGGUGGUGUGGAGGAACUCCUUGGAGUUGGGGUGUGCUCAGGAAAGAUGUUUCGAGAACCGGCAAAGUAACGGUAUGACUAUCUGUCUUUAUAGUCCUCGUGGAAAUGUUCCAGGGCAGAGACCGUACUAG